UGCGCGGCCGCCGCGGUGCGCGCCGCGGAGCGCCAUGGCGGGCUCGCUCAGCGGCAUGUUCGCCAACCAGCCGCCUGGGCCGCCGCCGCCACCGGGGCCUCCUGGCGGGCCCGGCCCGGCCGGCCUCAUCCCGCCGCCGGCGGGGCCGCGCAACGCGAACAACACGCUUGUGGACGAGCUGGAAGCGUCCUUCGAGGCCUGCUUCGCCUCGCUGGUGAGCCAGGACUACGUGAACGGCACGGACCAGGAGGAGAUCCGCACUGGUGUUGAUCAGUGCAUCCAGAAGUUCCUGGAUGUGGCAAGACAAACAGAAUGCUUCUUUCUACAAAAAAGACUGCAGCUCUCAGUUCAGAAACCAGAGCAAGUCAUUAAGGAGGAUGUUUCAGAACUAAGAAACGAAUUGCAGAGAAAAGAAGCACUGAUUCAGAAACAUUUGAGUAAACUGCGACACUGGCAGCAGGUCCUGGAAGAUAUCAGCGUACAGCACAAAAAGCCUGCAGAAAUGCCUCAGGGCCCACUGGCGUACCUAGAACAAGCAUCUGCCAAUAUUCCUGCUCCAAUGAAGCAAACUUGACCUGUGGUUUGACACAGCGGACUGCUUUCAGCAGUGCAGAGCGUGCUGCUCUUACUUUGUAUGCUUUUUGUAUGAUGUCAUUUGUGAUACAAAUAGAAAUAC
Molecule: messenger RNA, 676 nt
Organism: Dryobates pubescens (Downy woodpecker)
Lineage: Eukaryota; Metazoa; Chordata; Aves; Piciformes; Picidae
Gene: MED28
Product: mediator complex subunit 28
Exons: 4
Coding region: 35-574 (179 amino acids)
Cellular component (GO): mediator complex
Source: RefSeq, a predicted model, not a curated record